This is a messenger RNA of Cannabis sativa, 924 nucleotides long. RefSeq lists its product as uncharacterized. The record is from RefSeq and is a predicted model, not a curated record. The transcript has a single exon. The coding region runs from base 1 to 924 and encodes 307 amino acids. Gene Ontology annotation, molecular function: nucleic acid binding; RNA-DNA hybrid ribonuclease activity. Lineage: Eukaryota; Viridiplantae; Streptophyta; Magnoliopsida; Rosales; Cannabaceae.
AUGGUCUGGCGGGCUUGUACAAAUUGCCUUCCCACCAUGAUUCAACUCCGUACUAAGCAUGUGGAUGUUGCAAUAGAGUGCCCGAUGUGUAAUGAGAGUGAGGAGUCAAUUGUUCAUUGUUUGGUUGAUUGUCCAGCGGCACAAAGAUGCUGGAACAGAGUGGGAAUCGGGACUGGGGUGGCUACGGUUGCUGGUUUUUCCAGCUGGUUUGAGGCGUGUUUCCAGCAGUCAAAUGAAGACAGCCGAGACAUGCUUGCUGCAACAUGUUGGGCGCUUUGGGGGGCCCGUAACGACAAGGUUUGGAACCAAAAAAACACUGAUACAAUGGAAGUAGUGUCAUCUGCAAAGAGUUAUCUUGAACAAUGGAAAGUUGCUCAAGUUUCGGGAUUCGAAACUACAUUAUCUGGUUUAACCAAAGAUGAUGGAGCGGAGCAAUGGAGAUUACCACCGUCGAAUAGUGUCAAGAUCAAUGUAGAUGGAGCUAUUUUUGCAGAUACCAACGAGUUCGGCCUUGGUGUUGUUGUUCGUGAUGACAAAGGGUUCUUAGUGGAAGGGAAGACAAGGAUUUUCCAUGGGAAAGUGGCUGCGGAAGUGGCUGAAGCUUUGAGCUUCAGAGAAGCGCUCAGUUGGAUAAAACAAAAUCCAAAUUGGCCACAAGUUAUUGUGGAAACCGACUGUUUGCUUGUGGUACAAUCAUUAAGGAGCUCCUUUAGAAUGAUUUCUGUGUUUGGUGAUUUGAUUAAUGAUUGUAAGUUGAUGCUUAAUGAUUUAUCCUUUAUUUCGUUUUCUUUUGUUAAACGAUCUGCGAAUGUGGUUGCUCAUAGUUUUGCUAGAGCGUCCCGUUCAUAUCCUGAUCGUAUCUUCAGCUUGGGGGAUGUCCCAACUGAGUUGUUAUCGUGCUUGGUAACAGAGUUUGAUGCUUAA